This is a messenger RNA of Effrenium voratum, 1023 nucleotides long. The record is from the annotation of a GenBank genome assembly. NCBI's taxonomy places the organism in Eukaryota, Dinophyceae, Suessiales, Symbiodiniaceae.
ACACAAGCAGAGCUAACGAAAAGGGCCGGAGAGCACGAAAUGUCAUGGGAACAUUGGAAGGUUCUGACGAUCCUGCAGUAGACCAAGCCGUUGUUGAGUUAGAUGAUGAGGAAAAGGACUUCUGGAGGCAGCUGCGCCGCAAGCGUGAUUUCGAAGCGCGCAUCGAUGAGAAGCGCGCGCAGAUCGAGGCCUUGCACAAGAAGAGGCAGAGUACGCGGGUCGCACGCGAGGAGGCGAGCGUUUCCGUGGACCUGCUGAUCAAAGAGGCUGAAUUCGUGAAGUCCCAACAGCGGGAGCUGGAGCAUGACCUGGCUGUGUUGCAGGAGUCAAAUCGGCUACAAAGCCUACAGGCGACAGACAAGUCACAGCGGUACAAGGAGAGGGCCUCGCCAUCCAGGACAAAGGACUUCCUGGCCGAAGAGCGGGUGCACAUGGAAUCCCUGCAGGCGCAGCAGGACCAAAUCACGCACCUCCGAAUGCACAUUGAAAGCCUUCAUGUGGAGAAGCAGAGCUUGCAGCAGAAGCAGGAGGUGCUUUUCCACAAGCAACGCAGUGCGGAGCAGGACAGGAAUCGAUUGCUGGGCUCGCUGCAGGACGACCGAAACACGUUGAACGAGGUUCGCUCGGAGCGCAUCAGGCUUUCCGAAGAGCGGACCAAUCUGGAGAAGCAAAUUGCGUCGGUUGUCAACAAGGUGCAUGAGAGCGUGAAUGAGCCUCACGAUCGCCUGCGCUGGUCACCCGAGCGGAGGAUGAACGCACCUGCAGCUGAGGCCAAAAGUCUCUUCAAGGUGCCUGGAUCAUUUGGAGGAGUUCGAGGAGAUGUUCCAUAUGACGCAAUCCUGCAAGAGCCGGUGCAGCCAGUGCACUUCGCCACGGUCCAGGAGAGUCCGCGACCUCAUUGGACUGCCUUCGAUAAGGAAGAUCUUCGCAACAAGGCCGCAGAAUCUCCGUCUUUUGGGUCUUUUCGCACCUUGAGAACUGCAUGAAAUUCAUGAUGCAACAAUUAUCUCAAAACCAUAUCUG